AUGGAGCGCGGCAUGCUCGGAAUUUCUCUGCUGGACCACGUACCCAAUGACGACAUUCGACGUCGCACAAAGGUCGUAGACGCGGGUCGUGCCAAGCUUAAGUGGAAGUGGGCGGGGCACUUGGCUAGAAGGGACGAUGGAAGAUGGACGAAAGCCGUUACUGGAUGGUGGCCAAGAGACGCAAAAAGACCAAGAGGCAUAUCACCCACCCGAUGGAUUGAUGACAUCAAGGUCAUAGUUGGAAACCACUGGACACGACUCGCAAGGGACCGGAAAGAAUGGCGCAAUAGAGAGGAGGCCUAUUCUCAGCAGUGGGUGCAAACAGGUACCCUACUAAAGCCCGCAUCGACUAAAGAUAGCAGCCUUGCAUUGGAUUUAAUAAUUAACCCCAAGCAUCAUGGCUUGACGUUGAACUGUGCAACUAAGUUUGAAGAGCAUGUCAUUACCCGUAUCGUCGUGGAAUUGGUGUAUGAACCGAACGAGACAUUACCAGAGGCCAAAAGACCAAAUCUGUCAAAUGCGAUUUUGUACGAAAUAAAAAGAAAAGAAUUGGGCGAUGAUUGUGACACCACCAAUACGAACAUUACCGUCAAGACAGGGCCAUUAAUGGUCAAAGUGUCUGGAGACUACGAUCUAGUGGAUCAUAUUUGGUGCCAAAGUAUUGUACACGAAGAAGGUGAAAACCCUGAAAUAUUUUUAACAAAAAAAGAUUUUUGUGAAUAUGAAAAUCCAAAGGAAGCCAUAGCUAUUAUUGAUACCGUUGAUAUUGGUGGAAAUCACACAGAAUGGAAUUGCACCAUGCUAACGCGGAAAGACGCUCUGGACAACCCGUACUAA
Messenger RNA from Hyposmocoma kahamanoa, 837 nucleotides. RefSeq lists its product as uncharacterized. The transcript has 6 exons. NCBI's taxonomy places the organism in Eukaryota, Metazoa, Arthropoda, Insecta, Lepidoptera, Cosmopterigidae. The coding region runs from base 1 to 837 and encodes 278 amino acids. The record is from RefSeq and is a predicted model, not a curated record.